AUGGCAGCAGUUCUUUGCCAGAAUGGCUGUGGACGUGAUUGUGGGAAAGGCCCCGACGGACGCGUUUUUCCAACGUGUUGCAAAAGCUGUGCCUACCUCAAAAAGGAGCGCGACAUUUGUGGUCAUGACAUUGAUUGCGACAUCCGUGCCAAUGAAGCCGUUUGUCCACCUUGGUAUUGGAAGUCAGCAUCAGCAUGGCCAGAAAAUUUUCACGAAGAAGUUGGUGGAGCUUAUGUGAAAGAGAUGGGCACAAAGAUUCUUCGGCGCAGACUCCCAGACUGGGAAGUGGUUCAGUGCCAGCGAAUUGAGGAUGCUCUUUUGUGGGAAAAGUACACCGCCAAGCGAGCGCAGCUUCGAGACAAGUCUGUCAGUUGCGCACAUGUCUCACCUGAAACCGCCGAAAGCAUUCAAUACUCCGCUAACACAACCUUGGACCACAAAGUCAACGAGGUCUGGUUGCUCCAUGGAACAUCGGAAGAAGCAGCUAAAGCGAUUUCUCGAAGCAAUUUCUUGCCCAGCAGUGGUGGAUGCUUCGGAGCUGGUAUUUAUUUCGCAGAUGAUGCCAAGAAAAGCAAUCAGUAUGCAAAGGGCAGGACGGAGGAUGACUGCAAGAUCAUGCUCCUAUGCAGAGUCACCUUGGGCAACGUAAAGAUGCUGCCUAAGGGCCAAGAUAGAAGUGCUGAUCGAUUCGCUGAUGAUCCAAAUGUGGAUUCCAUAUUGGGCUGCACUGACACGCGGGAGUUCGUUGUGUACGACACCUCGCAGAUUUAUCCUGAGUACAUCAUGCAGAAUUUCGUUGUCCGGCUAUCCAGACUCCAAUUAUCAGGCGAUGAUGCGCAGAACAUAGCACAAGAACAGAGAAACGAGACUGUGCGAGAAAUCUUCGAGCGCCUGGACGACAACGGCAGUGGUUCCCUAGACCGAUCUGAAGUCAAAAGUCUUCUGCGGCAGCUCAACAAGGGCCACCCGCCGACAGAGGAGGAGCUUACGUUUGUCAUGAAGAUGGCAGGUGAAGGGUCGGUGCAGCCAGGCAGGACUAGAGCGGAUACCAGAAGCCUUGAGAUUGGCAGGGACAAUCUCAUGUCUGCUGUGACAUGCUGGCGGAUUUACCAAUCCUCGUUUGCAAAUGAAAAAAGUAUGGGUGUGAUACUAUUCAAGAAAUUUGAUCCAGAGAGCACCGGAAGGCUAGACCGAGAUCAGCUUAAGGCGCUCCUCGAAGAGCUCAGCGCCGAAGAGGACGUGAGUGAAGAGGACGUAGAUUUCGUUCUAGACCGUGCAGACAUUCUUCGGGAUGGAACGAUCUCCAAGAUGGAGUUGAACCAAGCAAUAGCGGCCUGGUAUCAGCGACAGAACAUAAAAAUCAGUGAGCGUGCUUCCGCAUCUCAGAGGAGUACAGUGUGCGCUAUACUCUGA
This is a messenger RNA of Symbiodinium sp. CCMP2456, 1413 nucleotides long. NCBI's taxonomy places the organism in Eukaryota, Dinophyceae, Suessiales, Symbiodiniaceae. The record is from the annotation of a GenBank genome assembly.